This is a messenger RNA of Wyeomyia smithii (pitcher-plant mosquito), 1012 nucleotides long. RefSeq lists its product as uncharacterized. The transcript has a single exon. The coding region runs from base 71 to 892 and encodes 273 amino acids. NCBI's taxonomy places the organism in Eukaryota, Metazoa, Arthropoda, Insecta, Diptera, Culicidae. The record is from RefSeq and is a predicted model, not a curated record.
UUGGAUUGUUAGUUCUGUACAGCACCCCGUUGCGUGUGAUUGUAGUGAAGUGUGUCGAUCGUUUAGAAUUAUGCCAUUAGCUGAUAUUUGUUGGAAGUUGUUGCUGUUCCCGUGGAUUGCUAAAUUUGGUCAAUGGAAGGAGAUUUGCUGGCUUCAAUUUCAGACGACAACUCCGUUUCCUUUUAUCACGUUGCCAAACGGAUACACCUUUCCUUCCACAACCACGACGCCAUCGUUCACAUUCAUUCCGCUUACAACAGCACCCGUGAACGCUAGCACCGGAACAACUGCGUUAACCACAGUCACAUCGGUUCCAUCCAAUACCACAACGACUGCCCAAAAUACAUCGAUCAGCACUACUACUACGUUUUCCACGCUGACAUCUACAACAUUUCAGACGACACAAUCUACUGGCACUGCAACAACUGUGACAUCACCGAUAUCUUCAACAUUGUUUACCUCACCCUUAACAAGUACGACCUUUGCUACCACCAGUGGAACUACCGUCAGUGUAUCUCCAACAACUCAAACCAUUCCAACGCCACCCUUAACGUCGACGCCAGGUUCUUCGCUUUUUCCAACAGUAACGUUCACUACACCUUUUCCCACAAGCACAAUCUCUAGUGGAACUUUAACAACAUUACCUCCAAUUACCACAGUGUCUAAUAUAUCACCUCUGCCAACUUUUCCCACUUUCUUGUCCACACUGUAUCCACCUACAACGCCAGGUACCGUUUCUACCACAGCAACAGUUUGUGCACCUGUACCAUCAACGUGUCCUCCGACCAUUAGCGUUACCCCAGUAGCAGCAGCCAUUGAUCCUCGACUAUUGCCUCGACAGCUACCCAACGGCUGCCCUUGCAUAGAUAUCAGACAGCAGAGCUAUGUUUAAAUAUUUUUCGAUAGUUUAGGUAUCUAGUCAAGACAGUUCACUCUAUCAUUAGUCAUCCUCACACGUACUUCACAAUGAUGCGUUUCCCCAAAAUACUUAGAUGAUGCUUGUUCAACUCCU